Molecule: messenger RNA, 2421 nt
Organism: Nerophis ophidion (straightnose pipefish)
Lineage: Eukaryota; Metazoa; Chordata; Actinopteri; Syngnathiformes; Syngnathidae
Product: gastrula zinc finger protein XlCGF57.1-like
Exons: 2
Coding region: 309-1811 (500 amino acids)
Biological process (GO): negative regulation of transcription by RNA polymerase II; regulation of immune system process; regulation of cytokine production
Source: RefSeq, a predicted model, not a curated record
GGGGUAAACGGAAGACAUCAGAAAGAGCACAUCGAAGGAGAAAGACGCUAAUAAGUCAGUCUUAUUAUUUGUUCUCCAGUUUGAAAUAUUUACGUCGUAUAAAAUACAUCUUUGAUUCUUUAUUUAAGGAUAAAGUGGUCUCGAUGCGCUAGAAGCACUGUGCCGCUUCUCGUGCUAUCUUUGCUUGUUAGUUAGCUUAGCUGGCUAGUUAGCUUAGCUUGUUAGCUGCUAACAGAAGACACAGAAGUUAUCAACACAUCGCUAAGUAGAGAUCAAGUGUGAGAGUAAAGUGUUGUGAUUGUGUGAAAAUGUCUACAUUACAAAUGUUGAGAGCGUUGGUGGAUCAGCGACUAACUGCUGCCGUUGAAGAAAUAUUUGUAGUGUUAGAAAGAACGAUAGCAGAACACGAGGCGGAACUUUCUAGAACAAAAGAGGAUUACAAUCAACUACUGGACGCUGUUUUCAAGAAACAUCAAGUUGUGUUACACAGAACAGAUGUCGAAGAACAUCUUUUUCGUGAGCAGGAAGAGGAACCACAGUCCCCCCACAUUAAAGAGGAAGUUGAGACGCCACGGACCCAUAAUGUUAAACUGACCCUUCACAUUAAAGGGCAAGCGGAGGACCCACUGAACUUACACAUCAAAAAGGAAGAGGAUGAUCCACUGACCCCUCACUUUAAGGAGCAAGAGAACCCACUGAACCCUCACAUUAAAGAGGAAGAGGAGGACCAAGAGGCGCCGCACAUUAGAGAGGAAGAGGAGGAAGAGGGCAUCAGUCAGCCUAAAUGGUUGGAGGAGUUCCCAGUGACUGGUGUCCCUGUGAAGAGUGAAGAUGAUGAGGUGAAAGGUGAAAGUGAGGAGAGGGGAGGGGGGGAGCCUCCAAGCAGCAGCUCAACACAACACAUGACAACAGAAGCUGAUGGAGACCACUGUGGAGGAUCACAAGCAGACAAGCUCUUAGCUCCACUAUCAGAUAGUGAGGACACAACGUCACACUCUCCUGACACUGAUGAUGAAGACUCUAAAGAUGAUAAGACAUGUCACACUGACAACACUCACUUCACUUGUUCUCACUGUCACAAAACCUUUAAAUACCAUAGUUCUCUGAAAUUACACAUAAGAUCACACACUGGAGAAAAACCUUUUUCUUGUUCACUCUGUAGUAAAGGUUUUACACAACGUCAAAAUGUGAAAGAACACAUGAGAACACACACUGGAGAAAAACCUUUUUCUUGCUCAGAAUGUGGUAAAGGUUUUGUUCUCAGUAAACAUUUGAAAGUACACAUGAGAACACACACCGGUGAAAAACCUUUUUCCUGUUCAAUCUGUGGUAAAGAUUUUACACAAAUUAAUAAUUUGAAAAGACACAAGAGAACACACACUGGAGAAAAACCUUUUUCCUGUUCGACCUGUGGUAAAGGUUGUACAAGCAGUACAGAUGUGAAAGGACACAUGAGAACACACACUGGUGAAAAACCUUUUUCUUGUUCAAUCUGUGGUAAAGGUUUUACACAAAGUCAGGAUGUGAAAAGACACAUGAGAACACACACUGGUGAAAAAACCUUUUCAUGUUCAACCUGUGGUAAAGGUUUUGCACAAAGUAAUAAUUUGAAAAGACACAAGAGAACACACACUGGAGAAAAACCUUUUUCCUGUUCGUCCUGUGGUAAAGGUUUUACAAGAAGUACAGAUGUGAAAGGACACAUGAGAACACACACUGGUGAAAAACCUUUUUCUUGUUCAAUCUGUGGUAAAGGUUUUACAACAUGUACAUAUGUGAAAGUACACAUGAGAACACACACUGGUGAAUAAUCACAUUCCUGUUGAAUCUGCAACAGAAGCUUUGGUGAACGUUCAAAGCUUGAAGCACACAUGAGAAGACACCCAGGAGAGAAAGUGUUGAGUUGUGGUGUGUGUGGUGAAAGAUUGUCUUCUAAGUAGCAGUGUAAGAAACACAAGUGUGCUGGUGAGAACAGCAGCAGCAAAUGAAACUGCAGGAUUUGAAAUAAACUGUCCAGACUUUCAUUUUGACUUUCUAACAACAUCAGCACAUAUAACAUGUGUGACAUUGUUGUUUGUCUAACAAUCUUUUUAAUAUGCUUCUACAUUUAUAGAUUAGAUAGUUGGAAAUAUAAAAGUAUUACUUAUUUGUACUUGUAAUUGUUGAUAAUCCCAUAGAUUAUCACCUUUAUAUGAUAUACAUAUGUACUGGUUCACAUCUGAAACAUCUUCUGGACCACUUCAGGAAGCAUAUUAUUAUUUACUUUAUACAUCAUUUGAACAGUUGUCUUUUAUACAAUUUUAAAAUGUGUGACUUUAUGAAUCAUUUGUUGGGUCUCUGUAAUCCAUUUUAUUAAUCAUCUUUACUACUCUCUUUUGUAAUAUGAUGAUUGUGUUGUGAUUUUUUUAUACUUUAACUUAA